AGUAGAAGAUUGUUCAUAAACGCGCUCAAUUGAACAAAAGUAGUGCAAUUAUAGUUCUCGCAUAAGAAAUCCGUAAUGGAAUAACCAGGUUGGUUAGUUCUCGCUUACUUCGAACCAAGGCAACUUACAAAGUUCGAAAAACGGUUCUUAUGUCUCAUCUCGAAGAUUCUCCAUGAUAAAGAGAGAAGAAUAAAUCCGUGUUGUCAGAAAGGAAGAAUCGAAUAUGCGGGCAACUUUGUGAGAUGUGUUGGGGAACAACAGUAUUAAUUUUCAUACUGUCUUCCAAGAAAUCUCUAGUUUUCGGUGAACAAGACGAACAUGGACACGAAGCUAAAAAGUUUUAUGAUCAAGUCGAAUCGCUUGUUCGGACAUGGUCCCCCUUGAUUUAUUUGGCGCCUGGAGAACUGUUCAAACCUUCCGGUGUUGAUGAUUUCAUUAAACACGUCUAUCCGGCCAAUGCUGACGGCUACAGGCUGACCAAAAGGGUGUCGCACAACGAAAAGCUGUACAUGAAAACAGUGCAAGAUGUUGAGUCGCUAAAAAACGAUAUGGGAUCGUUCUUACACGGGAAAGAUAAAGUACAGAACGUACCUACUUAUGGCUUAGUAUCUUAUUGCCAUAAAAAUCUGCAAAAAGCGGAUUCGAAUAAUUCUCCAAGUUUCUUUGUGUCAUAUUGGUUCUUUUACCCUUACAAUCUGGGUAAAGAAAUAUGUUUUUUAGGAAGAGUUCCAACUCCCUCGGUUUUUUCCUCCUGUUUCGGUAGAAAAGUGUUCAUGGGCAAUCACGUGGGCGAUUGGGAACACGUGACCCUUUUCUUCAAGGGCCAAAAAUACCCACACUCCAUCUACGUGUCAACCCACGAGUUUGGCGCGUAUUACAAGUACAACAAGUUUCUACACACUUUCAUCUACGAAUCGCAAAAGAGCACGAUCAAAAUAAUACAGAACAUACGGUUUCCCAAGUUCCUCCUGCUGAAGAACAAUCACCCGGUGCUUUUUUCGGCCUGGGGUUCCCAUGGAUUUUGGAGCGAACCCGGAAAUCACACGUAUUCGCUGGUGCCGAAAUUGCAGGAUUUCACGGGUUUCGGGGACCGGUGGGAAACGUGGAAGAAUUUGAAAAUAUAUCACAUGGGUUUUGACGGAUUGCCCAGAUGGAUUUCUUUCAAAGGGAGAUGGGGCAAUCCCAGAUCAAAUUGUAUAUUAUUCAAAAAUCUUGGGCUCUGCAGACAGGCGGAUGGACCAUUUGGGCCUAGAAAUUCAGACUUCGAUUGUAGUUUGAAAUGACCCGAUUUUAAUCAAUUUACGAAUUGGUACCGUGCGGAAAUUCCUGAGAGAUUGCAGCAUUUGAAUUUGUUUGCUCAAUUCUGAUGGGCAAAAAAUGUGAACAAAUAAAUGUUGAAGCAUCAAGAGCUAUAAAGUUAUAUAUGAACUCAAAAAAUAUGUAUAUGUAUUCAAAGGAGAUCCUUAUUUUAUAAUAGGUGUGAUUCUAUCCGUUUGUACGCGUUGGUAAAUAAAAUUAUAAAGAGUAAAAGGUUUGUUUUUUUAACUAGCCGUGGAAGAGAAAAUCGCAAAAAUUAUUUACCUGUUGAAUCACCGACAGCACU
Coccinella septempunctata (seven-spotted ladybird) is the source of this 1603-nucleotide messenger RNA. Its product is annotated as vacuolar protein sorting-associated protein 62. NCBI's taxonomy places the organism in Eukaryota, Metazoa, Arthropoda, Insecta, Coleoptera, Coccinellidae. Bases 243 to 1283 code for a protein of 346 amino acids. The record is from RefSeq and is a predicted model, not a curated record. The transcript has 5 exons.